CUUUCUCUGACAGAUGCUCCUCCACAUGAACGAGAAGAGCUUUUCAUCCAGAAGCUGCGGCAGUGCUGCGUGCUUUUUGACUUCAUCUCUGACCCCCUCAGUGACCUGAAGUUCAAAGAGGUGAAGCGAGCAGGUCUCAACGAGAUGGUGGAAUACAUCACACACAACCGUGACGUUGUCACUGAAGCCAUCUAUCCUGAAGCUGUUAUCAUGUUUUCAGUGAACCUCUUCCGGACACUUCCGCCAUCAUCCAAUCCCACAGGCGCAGAGUUUGACCCUGAGGAAGAUGAGCCUACAUUAGAGGCUGCCUGGCCGCACCUUCAGCUGGUGUAUGAGUUCUUCCUCCGGUUCCUGGAAUCGCCUGACUUUCAACCAAACGUAGCCAAGAAAUACAUUGACCAGAAGUUUGUACUAUCUCUGCUGGAUCUCUUUGACAGUGAAGACCCCAGAGAACGAGACUUCCUAAAGACUAUUCUGCACAGGAUCUACGGGAAGUUCCUGGGUCUGCGAGCAUAUGUGAGGCGGCAGAUCAACAAUAUAUUUUACAGGUUCAUCUAUGAAACAGAGCACCACAAUGGGAUUGCAGAGCUGCUGGAGAUUCUGGGAAGCAUAAUCAACGGGUUUGCUUUGCCUCUGAAGGAAGAGCACAAGAUGUUCCUCAUCAGAGUCUUGUUACCACUGCACAAGGUCAAGUCUCUCAGUGUCUACCACCCGCAGUUGGCGUACUGUGUUGUACAGUUCUUGGAGAAAGACAGCAGCUUGACAGAGCCAGUGAUUGUGGGCUUGCUGAAGUUCUGGCCGAAAACUCACAGUCCCAAGGAGGUGAUGUUUUUAAAUGAGCUGGAGGAGAUCCUGGACGUGAUUGAGCCAUCUGAGUUUGUGAAAGUUAUGGAGCCCUUGUUCAGGCAGUUGGCCAAGUGUGUCUCCAGCCCACACUUCCAGGUGGCAGAGCGAGCGCUGUACUAUUGGAACAACGAGUAUAUCAUGAGCCUGAUCAGCGAUAACGCAGCCAAAAUUCUCCCCAUCAUGUUUCCAGCGCUCUACAAGAACUCCAAGAGUCACUGGAACAAGACAAUCCAUGGGCUGAUCUACAACGCACUGAAGCUGUUCAUGGAGAUGAACCAAAAGCUUUUUGAUGACUGCACGCAGCAAUACAAGGCAGAGAAGCAGAAGGGAAGGUUCAGGAUGAAGGAACGAGAAGAAAUGUGGCAGAAAAUAGAGGAGCUGGCCCGGCUGAACCCCCAGUACCCCAUGUAUUACGCACCUCCACCAUUGCCUCCUGUCUGCUGUAUGGAAACGGAGACCCCAACUGCGGAGGAUAUACAGCUACUGAAGAAAACGGUAGAGACGGAGGCUGUGCAGAUGCUGAAAGACAUUAAGAAGGAGAAAGUUUUGCUGCGCCGGAAAUCUGAGCUUCCUCAGGACGUCUACACUAUAAAAGCCCUGGAGGCCCACAAGAGAGCAGAAGAGUUUCUCACCUCAAGCCAGGAGGCUCUCUGACGGGCUCAGGAGCUGGCCCAGGAAGCUCUGCCCCAUCCUUUUCCCCCAGGGGUCACGGAAAUGCACUCAGUUCUCAUGUAUAAAUAAGGAAUGAACAUGGUGAGCUGUGCCUGUCCUCCACUCCAUCUGCACCCCUCCAGGGUAGAUCUGGUUUUACGUUAUAACUUGUAUCUCACCACUGUCAUGUCCUCCUGCUUUUCCUCCUUCCUCCUGCUUUUCCACCUUGGAUGUGCGUGCGUGAAGGGAGCCUGCCUGACCUGCGAUUGUAUCAGCCCAGGCAGGAGUCACUUCAUUUCCAGCUGCCGCCUGGUUCUUACUCUGCCUGGGAGCCAGAGCCUUGCUGCCCUGCAACACAGGCUCUGUGUUGGCCAGAGACUGCCGCGCGUGGCUCAGCAUGCUGCUGUAAGCCCCAAGUGCCCACCUCUGCCAUGCCUGCCCCCGUGCUGCCUGUGCAGCCAAGCCCUGCGGCGGUCAGAGGUCAGGCUGAGCUCAGGGCAGGAGCGUGUGGCAGAGUUUGUGGGGGCUCUGCUGCCUCUCCGCCCUGCCUUGGGGUGCAGCUCCGCAGCUGGAGGGUCUCGCGUACAGCGGAGGAGAUGUUCGCUUCCACCUUUCUUUUGCUUCAAGCCCCUUGUUCUGUUCCCCUGUCAGUGGAGUGGGGGUUCAGUGCUUCGCCACCCCCAGUAAAGCUGGGUGCAAGCACUACAUACUAUUGCAGCCCUCCCUUUAGAGCAUCCUUAGAAGCUCUCUUGUGGGAAAGUGAAUUCCUUCAGCUGUUUGUGUUGGUCCGUGCUGACUUGUCUCCAUCCCGAUGUCUUGGGUUAAUCGUGGGCCCAGAAUUAACUUCCCGCUUUGUAGCAGGUGUCAGCCACUGACUUCUGCUUUCUUCCUCUACCUGCUCAAUUAAAAUACUCCUGCAGCUCUCCCUUUGUUGCUGUAUCCCAUCCUUAGCUCUGCAGUGGCCAGGGUUUCUAGGAAGCUUGUGCUGCUAAAGUUAUUUCUGCAAACUAGUGGAAGCAAUGGAUACACGUUAUGGGGCCAAGCUGAGUUUCUGAGUGUUCAGUUGUCUCCUCUUUAUGAUCAACAGCUAGGUGCUACUGCUGAAUUGCUUCCGUGGGUGCUCUGAGCAAAGUUCGCCUCGCCCUGUUACUUUGGCACCUGCUGUGGCCUGAGGCCCUUGUUAGUUAUCAUAUGGUGCAUCAGGGACUUGUGCUAAUUUAGCAUUUAGAGCGCACUUGCUGAUAGCCCAGGGGGUUGCGCAGCACUUGAGUGCUACUGUGAUCCAGCUUUCUCCCAUGCCUUCUGUGGUGCAGAUUCAGUGCCAGGCCAAGGUGCCACCUUAGAGAGGCUGGCUUGUGAUAGAAAAGGGAGUCUUCCUUGCUUCUUACCUGCUGCGCUUGCUUUCUUGAUACAUAAGCUUAAGUGGGUUUGCAGUAGCGCAGGGAGCUUACGGGGUCGGUGCUAGUCUGACACUGCUUUGCAACAUCAUGGGAUGUUGCAGAAGGUCCUGGUGUAUCUGCUUGUCCUCACCAGUAAACCAUUCCCAGGUCAGAGGUUCAUCCCCUCUAAUCUUACUGCUGGUGUGCAGCACAUCUUUCCUCCAACCCAAACUAAGCUGUUUUUCCCCUGUGUAUCCUGUACCCCCUGCCCUGUUUAGCUCUCUUUCAGUUCGGCCCUCAAUAGGCAUGCCACCAUCUCUUAGGAGCAGCUGGCAAACGUGAGUAUGUGCGAGAUCACCCACAGUCACGCAGGACCCCGCCUCCCCUCCACUUCAUGCGGUGGGCCAGUUCAUCAGAAGACUUAUGAAACACCUCAGGGAGGUUAUUGCUUAUUUUGAACGUUAGUCCGAACUCAUGGUCAGCUGCCAAUCAAUUACCUCACGCCUGCACAGCAUGUAGACGUGCACUGGGUGAUGCCGGAUGAUGCACAGGAGCAGCAGGCAUCUCGGGGCACAGCGGAGACGAGGACGGCCGAGCGCCACCCGCAGCAGGGCUCUGGCUGGGGAGGAUGUUUCUUCCCGUUGCAGUACAGGCUUUCCAACUUGUCCGCUUAGUGUUGUGUUAUAAGCCGCCACCUCACUUUUAGAGUGCUACGGCAUGUGUGUGCCCUCACUCGAGCCUGCAUGCUGCUAGGCAGUGGCUGCCUUUCCCUGCUGCAGGCUGUUCUGCCUGCUGAAGGAAGAGAGACUUCUGGUGCACAGAGGCUGUCGCGGUCCUGCAGAUGGUCUGUCUCUGCCGGCAGUCCCCGAGCAUGGCCAGAGGAAUGCUGCCGGGGUUGUGCCACAUGCAGGGGCAGGACUGCAACGCAUCACGACUGCGUGCUGUACGGCUUCAAUGUUCUCAUAGCUUUGUGUGUCUUGUUCAGGGUCAGGGAACUUAUGCUUAGUACCUUCACAUUGCCAUUAGUUUGCUGCCUAUUCAUUCCAGUGUCCUGGACAUCUAAGAAGGGGACCAUGUGAGAAAGCGGGGAGUGUGUUCACCCCCCUCUGCCACACGUACGGCUCAUACGCAGACCUGCGUCUGCCACGCUACAGCUGCCCCUUGCUCAACACUUGGUUUCUAGCAUUAGUGCUGCUCAUUUCUGCCUAUGCCUUUCCCCACAUCAGCCAAAUGGACAGAACUGGAGCUGCCUCUUCCACUUCACCUAGCUCCCUCCUCCCGAGGGAACAAGCAAAAUUAACUACUGCAUUCACCCCCUGGACACAAGUAUUAAGCUGCUUACAGUUCAUAUGUACAUAUGGUGUACUUUAUUUUCAGUAGAGCAUUACAUAGUUGAAAGUGUUGGAUUUUGUACAGAUGUCCCUGUAUGUACAGAACUAAAUAAAACCGAUCUCUUGGAAAGACA
Molecule: messenger RNA, 4341 nt
Organism: Aptenodytes forsteri (emperor penguin)
Lineage: Eukaryota; Metazoa; Chordata; Aves; Sphenisciformes; Spheniscidae
Gene: PPP2R5D
Product: protein phosphatase 2 regulatory subunit B'delta
Exons: 13
Coding region: 145-1500 (451 amino acids)
Biological process (GO): protein dephosphorylation; signal transduction
Cellular component (GO): nucleus; cytosol; protein phosphatase type 2A complex
Molecular function (GO): protein phosphatase activator activity
Source: RefSeq, a predicted model, not a curated record